This is a messenger RNA of Dicentrarchus labrax (European seabass), 6032 nucleotides long. It is a transcript of the gene clstn2a, whose product is annotated as calsyntenin 2a. Gene Ontology annotation, molecular function: X11-like protein binding; kinesin binding; amyloid-beta binding. Lineage: Eukaryota; Metazoa; Chordata; Actinopteri; Moronidae. Bases 107 to 2965 code for a protein of 952 amino acids. Gene Ontology annotation, biological process: homophilic cell-cell adhesion; positive regulation of synapse assembly; positive regulation of synaptic transmission. The record is from RefSeq and is a predicted model, not a curated record. Gene Ontology annotation, cellular component: cell surface; postsynaptic membrane. The transcript has 18 exons.
UCCCUCGCGCGCCCGGCCAGUUGAAAACAUCUUCGCGCUCGGGAGGUGAUCCAGGAUUUGAGAAGAGGAGAGGACGGGGAGACAUCACCCACACAGCUCGACAACCAUGCACAUACUCGGGGUCCCUUUUUUGCUGUUUUGGCUCAUCUGGGGCCACUCCUGCGCUCUCGGCGGAAAAGUCAACAAGCACAAACCGUGGAUAGAGACAUCUUACCAUGGUGUGAUCACAGAGAACAUGGACACGGUGCUCCUGGACCCUCCGCUGGUAGCCCUAGACAAGGAUGCCCCAGUCCCCUAUGCUGGGGAGAUUUGUGCCUUUAAGAUCUACGGUCAGGAUGCUCCAUUUGAGGCAGUGGUGUUAAAUCGCACAUCAGGAGAAGGAGUCCUGAGGGCCAGUAGCCCUGUGGACUGUGAGAGCCAGAAGGAGUAUACCUUCAUAAUCCAGGCCUACGACUGUGGGGCCGGACCCAGCGGGGCCGACUGGAAGAAAUCACACAAGGCGGUGGUUCACAUCCAGGUGGAUGAUGUCAACGAGUUCUGUCCCGUGUUUCGGGAGCCACUGUACAAGGCGUCUGUGACAGAAGGCAAGAUCUACGACAGCAUUUUGCAGGUGGAAGCUUGGGACCAAGACUGUUCACCACAGUACAGCCAGAUCUGCAACUAUGAAAUUGUCACUGCAGGGACGCCAUUUGCCAUAGACCGCAAUGGUAACAUCAGGAACACAGAACGCCUGAGCUAUGAUAAGCAGCAGAGCUACAAGAUUAUGGUGACGGCCUUUGACUGUGGUCAGAAGAGAGCAAAGGAGGAUGUGGCUGUGCAUAUUGAUGUCAAACCUGUCUGCAAACCUGGAUGGCAAGGAUGGAACAAGCGGGUGGAAUAUGAGCCAGGGACUGGAAGUAGGCAGCUGUUUCCCAAGAUGCACCUGGAAACGUGCGGAGGUCCCCUGUCUGGCGUGAAGGCGAUGGUAGAGCUGCAGACCAACCACAUCGGGAAGGGCUGUGACCGUGAAACAUACUCUGAGAAGUCUCUGCAAAAACUCUGUGGUGCAGCAUCAGGCAGCACCGACCUCCUUCCUGCCCCCAGCCCUUCCACAAACUGGACCGCAUCUCUGCUGACUGAUAGUGGCCGAGACAGCGACCUCAUCUACAGAUUCGACGGGCAUCAGGCUGCUAAUGUUCCAGAUCACGUGGUGCCCCAAAACCUGACAGACCAGUUCACUAUAGCAACAUGGAUGAAACACGGGCCCAGUCCAGGACUCAGAGCUGAGAAGGAAACCUUACUGUGUAACUCUGAUAAGACUGAAAUGAACCGCCACCAUUACUCUCUGUAUGUUCACAACUGCCGCCUGGUGUUUCUGCUUAGAAGAGAUUUCACUCAGGUCGACACUUUCAGACCCGCCGAGUUCCACUGGAAACUGGAGCAGAUCUGUGACAAGGAAUGGCACUAUUAUGUGAUCAAUGUGGAAUUUCCUGCAGUGACACUCUUUGUGGAUGGUGUGACUUAUGAACCCUACCUGGUGACAGAUGACUGGCCGAUCCACACCUCGAAGAUUGAUACACAGUUAACUGUGGGUGCCUGCUGGCAAGGUGGUGAGGUCGCAACCCCCAGGUUCACCCAGUAUUUCCAUGGCAGCCUUUCAGGUCUGACAAUCCGACCUGGCCGCAUUGAAACACAGAAGGUUAUCUCCUGUUUGCAGGCCUGCAAAGAAGGCCUUGAUAUUAACUCCCUUGAAAGCCUCGCUAAGGACAUCAAGUUCCAUUUUAACCCCGCCCAGUCUGUUCUGGUGGUGGAAGGAGAGGAUGUGGACAGCAUCAACACGGCCAUGACCAAGGUUUCCUACAUUAACUCUCGCCAGUUCCCCACGCCAGGUCUCCGGCGGCUACACAUCACCACCACAGUACAGUGUUUCGGGGAGGACACGUGUCUUUCCAUCCCAGACAUCAAGGCGGUAGUGAUGGUCCUGCCGCCUAGUGAACCGAGAAUCACCAUUACAGGAUCUAAUCGACUCGUCAGGCCUGCUGGUGACCUGCGGGGGCCGCUGGGUGUGGCACCCUUCAAAGAGCUUCACAUCACCAGCACAGUGAUGAAGGGAGACAGCUUCGGUGGAUCCCGCAGACCAGGUGUGAUGGAGGUGAUGCAUAACCUGGACUACUGUGAUGUGCUGGUAAUUGGGGAAGAACUGAAUCCUGAGAGAGAGAGUCUGGAGAUUCAUCACAGUGCUUUGUUGGGAAAACAUCUCGAUGCCACCAACUCCACCUCUGGAAUAUCAAUAUAUGGCGUGGACUCCAUGGCCCACUAUGAGCAGGCACUGAGACAGGUGCACUACAGGAACUGGCGACCUGCCACCCUGAGUGAGAGAAGAUUCAGACUCACUUGCUCUGAACUCAACGGACGUUACACCAGCAAUGAGUUUAAUUUAGAGGUCAGUGUUCUUCACCACUCAGCACCUGUAGAACACGUCAAUCACAUGGCUGCCCAGCCUCAGUACAUGAGACCCGUCCAUCACCCACUCAUGAUACACACUCUCAACUCACACAUGUCAGGACCAGCACCUCCAGCAGCCACAGUAGUUAUUGUGGUUUGUAUCGCUGCCCUGGUGGUGAUUGUGGUCAUCGGCGUGUACAGGAUCCAUGCAACACAUCAGGACGGGUUCAGAGAAGAUGAGGAUGGAGGCAAAGACCCUGAAGAAGAAUGGGACAACUCUGCACUCACCAUUACUGUUAACCCCAUGGAGAACGUAAAAGGAGCUCAGGCGCUUGAUGAAGAGGUAAAAGAAGAAGAACGUGAGGAGGAGGAGGAGGAAGAAGAAGAAGAAGAUGAGGAACAGGUGGGAGGAAUGACAAGUGCUGAGUCAGACAACAGUGAUGAAGACGAAGAGGAGGAAGAAGAAGACGAAAGAGAAGAGAUGAAAGAGAGGAAGCAGAAGGGAAAACUAGAGUGGGACAGUUCCUCCAUAACAUACUGACGACACACAUUAACAUAUACUGGCACAUGCAAACACAUGUUCAUCUCUAUCUCUCUAUCAACCACACACACACACACACACACACACACACACACACACACACAGAAAGAAAAUCUCUGAUAAAAUUAUUUACAAUCUGUUGCUGGAAAAAAUACUUUGAAUCUUCCCAUGUUGUCAUCUUUAAUGAAACAUCUCCCUCUGCUGGACAAAGUCAGAACUACAGAGUCAGCUGCAGUCCCACAGUGCUGUACAACAUUAUCUGUAUGUACAUUAUUAUUCACAUCACAGCCAAUGAAGCAAAAUAUAUGAUGAAUAUCAAACAAGCACAGUCUUCUCAUUAUGUGUGCACAAUAAGCUGAAGUUUCGCUGAUAAAACUGUAUCCAAACUCAAACAAGAGCAGCAAACAUAUGUCAGAUCUGAAAUAUAGUGACACAAAUUCCCUCAAUUUCUUACAUUAGCAAAGAUAAUUUAAGACAUUUAACAUUUGCGAUAACAUACGUCCUCAGAUUACAUUUGUAUUGCUCAUUUUUCAAACUGGUUGUCUGCAGUAUGAUGGGUUAUUAACAGAUUUAGCAUCACAAUGUACCCAUAUACAUAUCCAUUAAUGUAUCCAUAAACUUUCAAUAUAGUUCCUUUGACCUAUAUAGUAAUAACAUAGCUGUGCUGUCACUAAGUGUAUAUCCUCUGUUCUCAUCUCUAACUCAAACCAGACCCUGUAAAGCCUGUGUGAUGAGUGCAUCACAGUGCUGUGGUUCUGUAGCCGGGGAAAACCUGAUCCUGGAUAUGUUAUCUCUUACCAUAAACAUUACAUAUGUGUCCUGAUUCAUAUUCAGAGCAGAACUAUUAACUGUUUAAUGUCUUUCUCAAGAGUAUUUUAAAAUGAUCACUGUUCCAUGAGCCAAUGAGCUAAUCGGAAAAGCUGAUUGUGGUUCAAAUACGGUAAAAUACUCGGUUUUUUUUUUUCAAAAAAAGCCUGUUUGUUUGCAUCUGUCUGUGUACCAAAUCUACCCAUACUGUGGCCUAUUGUAGCCUUUGCUGUUUAGGGUUAGUCAGUUAAUCAGUUAUCUUUCUUUUUACAGCAGAUGAAAUGAUACAGAGAUGUUCCUGUAUGCUACUUAUAUAUCUUUCCUCUGUGUUUAAUUCCAUAGUAAAGAGAGCCCUCUAUGCAAUUAUGGGCCCAGUAUCAGAGACCAGUACAAACCGGGGUACUCCAGCGAUUUGGUAUUGCACAUUCAUAAUGUUUAGAAACAGAUUUUAAAAAGGGUCAAAAUUGCAACAGAGUCAGAGAUAUUCUGACUAUAGUGCCUAGUAAAGGUUAAUCUCCGAAACACUGGAUUCUACACUUCCCACAAUGCAACUCAGUAGCAUUUCUUUUUAGACCUGCCUGGCAAAUGCCCAGGGGCUGUUUUCACAAAUGUAUCGUUUGCAUAAAGCUAGUUCUUGAUUAUUAAUUUGCUAUGAGUUCUGGCUCAGCUCCGUUCACUCCAGCAGGAAAUGCUUGCGUUCAACAGAUACAAUGACAUUUUACUGGGAAGAUUCAACGAAGAGUCUAAAGGGAACUUCCAGUUGCAUAAAAUCUCCACACAGUGCAGACCUGUAGCUGAGACGCUGUGGUUUCUUAUUGUGGCAGGGUUCAGUAUUUCUGCUAACUUGUCAAUCAGACUCAGGAUAGUUUCACUGGGCAAACAGAAACAACUGACGAUUUCCUCACUGCUGUAGCUAUAUUUCCAACAGGUUACUGCGCUCUCUAAAAACUUUUUCUUCUCAUUACUCGCUCCACAAUGUUGUCAGCAAACCAAUAAUUACGAGCCGUCACUUGGUGCCACUGAUUGUUACCAUGGAAACGUGCCUCUUGGUUCGGAGUUAGCCUGGGGAUUACUGACUUUUUAGGGUAAAAUAAGUCUUUAUUCUUUUGAAACUGUCUUUGUCGCAUUAGACUAAUCUGAGAGCAGAGUUGAGACUGGCCUAACACUACAGACUAGUCUAAAAUAUCUGAGAAACUGUAAGGCAGGUUUUCUGUUGAAGGGCCGCUGUGUAACAUUUUAGAGGAUCCAUUGGCAGAAAUAGUCAUAGGUAUAUUUUCAUUAGUGUAUAAUCACCUGAAUAUAGGAGUCAUUGUGUCUUUGUUACCUUAGAUUGAGCCGUUUAUGUCUACAGAUGCCGUUGGUCGCCUACCGUGGAGUCCACCGCAUUGAAUCACCAUGUUUCUACAGUAGCCCAGAACGGACAAACCAAACACUAGCUUUAGAUAGGGCCUAGAGAGCCUCAGUGAGUUUUUCUUGCAGAUUACACCAUCAGGGUAAUUUUCUUAGAUGUGACAAAGCUCCUCCAGAACCACAGAUGACAUUAUAAAUAUAUAUAUAUAUUAUAUAUAAUUAAAACCGUUGACUGACUCAUGCUCCUUUUGACGAGUAAGCGUUAAAUUGGUGGAGUGCCCCUUUAAAGUCAGGCGAAGACCCACAGAGCUAAAUUCUGGAGAAAAGAAGCAGAGUGAUUGUUUAUUUUACUGGUGUAAUCAAGUCGGCCCAACUUCACUACAAGUACAAGAAGAAGUGAAAACUACAUUGAUAUUAAUUCCAUUUUGUACCUUCGUUAUUGCAGAUUAAGUAAACUAACAAAAUGUAAGUCCAUGAGUUUGUCUACACUCAAACUAUCUAAAAGUAAAUCCAUUCCUGUUUCUACUCAGAGAAAUCACCUCUCACAUACUGUUCAUAUCCAGACAGUAUCAGUGAUUAUUACUCCCUCUGAGCUCUUGAACUGAUACGUCUCCUGUUCACCUUCCCCUCCCUCUGUUGGCCUUUAAGCACCUGUGAUUGUGAUGUCAUCAUUGUGAAACAACUGCCUUGUUUCCCUCGUCUCCCUUUGUCAUAUUGUGCUUCUGAAAGAUUAAAGAGAAAAAGAUUCUUUUACAUAUAAAAACAAACCCUGUAAAAAUGUUCAAGACAGUUAUUUUAUAUAUCCGUUUCUUUUUCUUUUUGUAAACAAAAUGGUUGGGAUUUCUCUCUCUUUAGUGGUCAUCCCACUGCUUUCUGUAUAUUGACCAAUAAAGACUUGUUUUAGACUCUA